AUGUAUUAGAUUGUAAUCGAAAGGGAACCCGAAAGUGUGAAUUUAUAAGAAAUACCUAAACUGUAUGUGAAUUCAAUAGCUUUGUAAUUUAAGGAUGAAUAGAUGACAGAGUUUAAAGUCAUUGAAUUUGCCUUGAUAAUACUCUCAAUGCUAAUUAGCUUGAUUUGUGGUGCACGUUACUUGAUGUGAGCAUGAAAUUCCUUAAUGUUAGUGUGUCGAUGACUUACAUGUGUUAGACAACAAUCAGUAUUUAGGCACUCCUAUCAUUGAUGUUAAUGAUUUUGCCUUCAAUAACU
Molecule: messenger RNA, 296 nt
Organism: Paramecium sonneborni
Lineage: Eukaryota; Ciliophora; Oligohymenophorea; Peniculida; Parameciidae
Source: the annotation of a GenBank genome assembly